Moesziomyces antarcticus is the source of this 1821-nucleotide messenger RNA. Its product is annotated as metallo-dependent phosphatase. The record is from RefSeq and is a predicted model, not a curated record. Bases 1 to 1821 code for a protein of 606 amino acids. Gene Ontology annotation, cellular component: endoplasmic reticulum. Gene Ontology annotation, biological process: GPI anchor biosynthetic process. NCBI's taxonomy places the organism in Eukaryota, Fungi, Basidiomycota, Ustilaginomycetes, Ustilaginales, Ustilaginaceae. The transcript has a single exon. Gene Ontology annotation, molecular function: hydrolase activity.
AUGCGAGACCGAGCGCGCCCUCGUCGAGCCGUCGAGCUGGUGCAACACGUGCUGGGCCUCCUCGUGGGGCCUACACACGUCGUCACGCUCCGGCUGCUCUGGCUCGCACUCCUCUUCUACGGCGAGCGCGGCGUCUUCCAUGAUGCGGCCAAUCGCUGCCAAUGGCCCGAGCAAGCGCUGUCGGCAGGCAUCGACGCGCGCCCGCCCGUACACAUCCUUCUCGUCACAGAUCCGCAAAUCAUCGACCGCGACACCUACCCCAGCCUCCCCUUUCCCGCGCUGCUGUACCCAGUCGUGAGGCAUUUCUCGGACAACUACCUCAAGAAUGUCUGGACAAGUCUCGCGGUCAACCCGAACAAGUGGAUGAUGCGAGAAAACAUCCUGCCCUGGCAGCCACGGACGCAAGAUCGCGCUAGACCAAGCACCACGCUCGCACAACCGCCUGAUGCUGUGGUGUGGAUGGGCGAUCUGACCGACGGAGGCAGGCGGCAUCGCACCGAACAAGAGUGGGCCGCGCUCGUUCUGCGCUUCCGAAACAUCUUCUGGCGGCCACGCGAGGCCGACUGGGAGGCACCAAAGGCGACGCUCGGCAGCACCCGCCACCUCAUCGUCCCGCGAACCUCGGCGAGCAUGUACAUCCCCACCUUCCACCUAUCCGGCAACCACGACAUCGGCCUGCCCGGCACCUCGACGUCGGGGCAGCGCAUCGACGUCAACGCUGCCGACGAUGCGAUCGAGCGCUUCAAUCGCGACUUUGGCAUGAAGAUCGACGGCGGCGGCUUCGUCGUCAAGGAUCGCAAUCCAUAUCUGCGUUCCAGCCUCAAUGGUCGAAUCCUGGCCUCUACCGAUGUCUCUCUGGGUGCCACGCACGAGUUGGUGUUGGUCAAUGCGCAGGACCUCGUAGGUAUGCAGCGCCAAGGUGGAGGACCCUUUGACACCUAUCUCGCUUCGGCGCACCAGGGCGAGCUCGAUGGUGCGCUGGGAGAGGAGGCGCACAGAGCCUACAACGAGACUUACGAGUUUGUCGAAUCGGUCAAGCGCGGUGGCUUCCGCGUGCCCCGGGUGUUGCUGACGCAUGUGCCGCUCUACAGGCCAGAGGGUACGGGCUGCGACGAUGCGGCUCGAUCUGCACAGCAUGGCGUGACCAGGGAGGCAGCACGCCCGCUGCACCAGGGCACCGACCGCGGGUCCACGUACCAGAACAUGGUCUCCGAGUCCGUGUCAGACUGGGUGCUCCGAUCAAUAGACCCCGCAGCGGUAUUCAGCGGCGACGACCACGACCACUGCGAGCACCGUCACCGCAGACCAGCUGGACCUGUCGCAGAAGACGGCAGCGUCGAUGGCUUUGCACCAGGUGAAAUCCCCGAAUUGACGGUCAAGUCGGUCUCGAUGACCGAAGGUGUUCGCCGACCAGGCUUUGCGCGCCUCAGUCUCUUCUCGCCGCCGGAGUCGCCGACAGCUGGUGGAGAGCAACAGCACGCAACAAUGGCGUACACACCGUGUCUUCUGCCGGACCAGAUCGGCAUUUGGACCAAGCUCUACCUGCCGGCAUUUGUCCUCAGCCUCGUUCUGUUGGCCGUGUGGCCGCGUCGGGCUCCCUCGCGGAAUGCAUCCGGAUACCUGCCCCUGUCGAAUCCGAGAAAGCGCAACGACGACGACGACGACCUCGUGUCCGGCAGUACCGACAGCACAAGGCGAGGCGAGACGGUUGGCUCGAAAACGCAGGCGGCGAGGAAAUGGAGGCAGGAUCUGAUGGCCGUCAUUGUGGUCGCUCUGCCCUUCUGGAUCGUCUGCCAGACACAUCUUCACUUUCUCAUCUGA